AUAAAUAACAAGGGAGCAACCACGAGUGAAUAUACGGAUAUGUUAAAUCAAAUACUAUAAAUGAUAAUACGAGAAUGUCAAUGAUAAUCAGCAGUGACAUACGGAGCCCUCAGUUGUACUGUUUUUGCCUAUAUCCCAGGUGUAAUUUACAUAAUAUUAAAUCCCGCCAAAAUGUGAAAUGGUUGUAAACAAAAAUAACCAUUGGCUUUCGUAUAAGCACUAUAAAUAAACAGCAAUGGUUGCUUUGUACUUAAAACUUUUAUGAGACUUACUACCAAGAUGUAUAGGUACUUAUUGUAGUUAAUUAGUUUAUGUCUAUACUAUUUAUUUUGUAAAUUGUUUUCAUUCGUUUUGUAUAAACUUAUGAAAAUGUGUUCUAAAAAGUCAUGUUCAACAAAAUAUUGUUACAAUACAGGGAAAAUAAAUCCAAACUUGGCUUUUCAUAGAUUUCCAGCCAAUGAAGAAUUGUAAGUUUCUGUACAGAAAAAUAUGCUUCUAAAUAAAAAUAAAUAACAAUUGUAGAUUAAAUAGUUUGAUAUUAUUUUUGGUAAUAUAAUUUUGAAUAUAUUUAUACAACCAGAAAUUGCAUUUAAUGAUUGAAAUACAAACUAAUAUAGGUGUAAAAAAUGGGUCGAGUGGUGUGGAAGUUCAGAAAUUAUGGAUGUUUUUAAAACUCAAGGUGCUAGAUUUUUAAACAAAAACCGAGUUAUAUGUUCUGAUCAUUUCAAAUCAUCUGAUUAUAUUAUAUGGAAAGGUGUAGGAAAUAAAACUGUUGGAUAGACUUAAAAAGUAAUGUUAAGACAAGAAGUGUUGAAUACAAAAAAAGUUGUAGAAGAACUGGUGGGGGGGACAAUGAAAAUGAAAGGACUGAUGAAUGGGAAGAUCAAAUUUUAAAUAUUAUUGGAGAGGUACCUAUUAGUGGACAUCCAAACACUGCUGAACCUACUGUAAGCUUUGAAGGUUAUCAGAUGGUUAUAGAAGAUGAACAGGUUGUUGAGCCUAAUUGUGUUUUAUUACCUGUGACUGAUAAUAUUUUACCUGAAAUUGAAGAUGAUUUAAAUUUAAAUAGUGUAGAUAUAAGUGAUCUCAACCUACCUGUACAAGAAAACCCAACCCACUUAAAUGUUGAUGACUGUUUCACAACUGCUAUUAAUAAUAUACAAUUUGCUGGUAAGGUUAAUGGUCAACCAAAUUUAACAACAGAUAAUUCAAAAAGUAAAAUUGGUGUCUUAAAAGAAUCUGUAAAUGCUUCUAUGCAUAUGGUAGAAACAAAUGAUGCAAGAAAUGAAAUUUUAAAAAAUUAUUAUAUUGCUAAACUUCAUCUUUUAAAAAGGAGAACAGAAGCAAAAGAAAGAAUCGCAGCUGCACUAGAAAAAAAGUACUUAAUAUAA
Molecule: messenger RNA, 1391 nt
Organism: Aphis gossypii (cotton aphid)
Lineage: Eukaryota; Metazoa; Arthropoda; Insecta; Hemiptera; Aphididae
Exons: 5
Coding region: 969-1391 (140 amino acids)
Source: RefSeq, a predicted model, not a curated record